AUGUCGACGCUGGAAAUCACUGUCUACGCAGCUUCUUUCGCAUUGGUGUCGCUGUCUGGCUUGGCCUGGGCGGUGCUACUGCUGCCGUACGCUGCAGCCUCCGCCUUGACUUCGGUCGUGACACUGCCACCGCAAGGUGCUGCCUCCCUCAUCGGCGAGCAGCACGCACAGAAGAACUGUGUGGUGUACACGACUCAGUCGAUUUUGACACACAUGUGGGUGAUCUGCGCUCCUUGCCGCGUGCGGGCGUCGGCGCUGCGCAUUGCCCAUCUGCAUGUCGGUCGCGCUACGGGCCCUGCGACGGAGGACUUUGUUGUGCGCUCUCCAUUCCAGGCUAGCACGAGUCCCAAGCUUCGCGUGGGUGAGUCAGGAGACGAUGCACAGUUUAUCAGUGUGGCCCCACGAGGUAUCGGCAGCCCCGACCUGUGGGCAAAAGACAUGCCCCGCGUCGACAUCAGCAAGACUUUGACGUCGUCUUACACCAGCAACUUUAUCCAAGCAGCGGUAAACCCGGAGGUGGUUACCAAAGCCGGCGAGAAGCAGGCCUACGUUGAGGCACUGGCCCUAAACGAGGCUGUAAAAGAUCUAGACAUCCCUCGCGAGUGUUUCGUAGUGUCCACUCUCAUUGGCAGCAACGUGGUGCAUCCGACCAAUCCAAAUGCAGACGACAGACUGAUCAAAGCGUACGUGGAGAAAGGCGUGGAGAUCACGAUGAACGAGUUGGAUGUCGAGACGCUAGACCAUGUCGUGUGUCAGAUCCCCGAAGAGCUGGCUCUGGUCUCGAGUAAACAGGGUGAACUGAUGGAGAAGUUAAAAGCUACGUGUGAUGCAUUGGAACAGCUGUGCAAUGACGGAAAAGUGCAGAGUUACGGCUUCUCGUUGCCGAGUUUUGACUCCUCGAGUAAACCGUUGGAAGAGUUGGUGGAGAAGACGUUCACUCCGUUGUCAGAACAGUUUGGACGGUUCGCCUCGUUGCAAUUGGCUCAAAAUGUCGGCAGUGCAAUCUUCCCUUUGCCUGAGGCGGUGAUGCAGUUCCGUAAGGAGCGUGAGAUGCUGCUUAUUGGCGACCGGCCACUGGAGACGAUCUUGUCAAGUGGCAACCCGUUCCAUCUGACCACAUACAACGGCAUGGCAGGUGAAGAUGUGGCGUUGUUGCUGAAGACGGCGUUUAAUCUUGCUAUCGCGGUGGAGAAGAAGUACGUAGAGAACAUUCGUCCUGAGAAGGGGCACCUUGAUCUCCCGCCACCGGAGGACGUGGCAUGGGGCCACAUUUUGGCCAACCAGCACAGCCACUUUGACAACCUUCAGGUCUGGAGAUAUGUUCGUGAGACGCAGAUCUUCCCUCGCUUAGAUGCGACCGUCAAGGAGUUCAACAAGCACAAGGAGACCGAGGAGUUAGGUUUCGCUUACUCAAUGGCCAUGAACCAGCUGCUCAAGUGUUUCACUAGAUCUGUUGAGUUAGUGGACGCCGACCGCGCGACCAACGUGAUGAACGCGUGGAAGGAGAAGGGACUACUCCCGUCCGACAAGACGAGCAUUCAAGAAAUUGCAGUGAUGGCGGUGCUCAGCGCUGGCAUGGACAUCACGUUGCUCGAAGAACAGCUCCCCGCGUCAACCUCGCUGCCUUUCACCCACAGAUUCUCCAGCGCCCAACUGCAGCAGAUCGCAGCUCUUGCGCGGCCUCAUCUUACCGUCGAGAAGUGA
Messenger RNA from Phytophthora infestans T30-4, 1704 nucleotides. RefSeq lists its product as uncharacterized. The coding region runs from base 1 to 1704 and encodes 567 amino acids. NCBI's taxonomy places the organism in Eukaryota, Oomycota, Peronosporomycetes, Peronosporales, Peronosporaceae. The record is from RefSeq and is a predicted model, not a curated record. The transcript has 5 exons.